CGAAAUACUCUGACGACGCUAUCGCAGCCGCUAGAAGUCUCCAAAUAUUUAAUGGCUACAUUUUGGAUAUACGACUAUGUCUGCUCAAUCCGUGAGGAGGGAAUAUUUUUACUUUAUUCCCGCUGGAACAGGGUCAAAUUUUUGUACAUUGUGACACGAUAUGUGCCUUUCCUUCUUUUCGUUGCGCACUUGUAUUUGAACUUCGUCCCAGACGAGACUUCCAAUACAUGCCAAUUUGUCAACAACAUUUGCUCAGUCUUUAUCCCUCCAGGUUUCUUCAUCCUCAGGACUUGCGCGCUAUGGAAUAACAAUAAGAUCGUUUGGGUAGCUACGCUAUCAACUUUUGCA
Molecule: messenger RNA, 348 nt
Organism: Suillus subaureus
Lineage: Eukaryota; Fungi; Basidiomycota; Agaricomycetes; Boletales; Suillaceae
Exons: 7
Source: RefSeq, a predicted model, not a curated record